UGAAAUGGUUUAUGAAAGAAAAUUGAUUCAGAAGUAGCGGUUGCCAGCUGUGCAACCACUUUGCUUUCUUCCCCUUCUUCUUUCUCCCACUUCUUCCACUCACUCCUCUAUUUCCUCAAUCUUCUUUCUUAGGGUUUUCAAUUUCACACUUCCACUUUCUACUCUUCCCUCUCCUAACACAACACGCUUCAUCAAUCACUCAAUCCAACAACAUAAUCAUCAUCAUCAUCAUCACAGUUUCUGAGCUUUCUUUCGGAUUUUCUUGGUGAAUCACUUGUGUUGCAAGUGGAGUUUAAUAUUGGUGUCUGUUUUGAUAUGUUGGUUAAAGGUGGAAUGUAUCAAUUGCUGAGAUUUUUGUGUGCUCAAACCAGUGACCUUCGGAAUGCGACUGUGACUUGUUUCGAAAGUAUAUACUGGAGUAUGUAAAUUCCGAUUUAGUUGGUUACUAAAAUAGGUCGUAUUUGAAGCAUUUAGGGGUUGGGUUUUAUUGUGGAAUUCUGAAAAAAAUAGCUAAAACGGGGUCGCUUUGUUGUGUGGCUUCACGGCCACAUGGAUCAAGUGCUGACAGUAGGGACUGGUCAUUGGGUUCGCACGAGCCUUACUGGAGAACUAACACGAGCUAUUCGCCACCUCCGUCGAGGUGGGAUUUCAGAUUCCAGUCUGAAGGGCUGCCUUAUAAUUUCAAUGAUCAACUCUAUGAUGGGUCUUCUACAUCAUCAGAUGGUAAAGAAAGUAUGACUUUGGUCAGAGGCAACCACCUAUAUGAUCUUCACUAUUCUGUUUCAGAUGGAACUGGAAUUUUCGUUAGCAAUUGUUCGUCUGAUAUUUCUCAAGGUCCUCAGUGGGUGCCUCCUGCAGUACAAGAAAUAAGUUUUGAUGAUUAUGAGGCUGCGAUCAGAAAAGAUCCUCGUCCUUCUUUAGGCCGGAUAUCUUUUACACCUGCUAAGGAGGGAACUUCCGAAAAUCCCAAUAAUAGAGGCUCCACUUCAACCCAAUCAGAAAGUAGCGAGUCUGAGUCUACUACAAGUUCCCGAUUGUCCUCUCGGAGGAAUUUCUCUAAUCACCGUUCUUUCAUCUCUAAACCCAUUCAUCCUUUGUCAUUUCCAGACCUAACAACUACUAGGGAUGCCUUUGAUGCUCCUGCUCCAGAUUAUACAAGGUUUGAUACUUCUAAUUCACUCCGAGGCAGCCGGCGCUCAAGUAAUGCCAGCAGUAGUCAGGAUUCUGCAGAUGUUACCGAGUCAUUUGAAUUAACACCUGCUUAUCCACAUACUCAUUCAGUUGGAUUUAGGUGCGGCUUGUGUGAAAGAUUUCUAUCACAAAGAUCACCUUGGAGUUUGCGCCGUAUUGUGAGAAGCGGGGACAUGCCUGCAGCUGGGGUUCUUCCUUGUUGUCAUGUUUUUCAUGCCGAAUGUUUGGAGCAGACAACACCAAAGACAAGGAAAAUCGAACCACCUUGCCCUGUUUGUGUUAAAUUAGAGGAGCAAUAUUCUCCUGAUCAACGAGGCGUUUUAAGAUUGAGGAAUAGUUUUCCUAAGUUCAAAUCAGUUUCUGAGGAUGGACCCUCAAGAACACGGGACGGCCCACAGGAAGGCGGUUGUGUCGGAGGAGCUCUACCGCCACACAAUGCCAUGUUCCUACUAAAUCGAAAUCGCAUCAUAAAAAACAUUUCUUUGAAGGGUAAUUUAAACAAAGAAUUUCCAGGCAAGGUGAAGAAAACCGGGGUCUAUUCUUCACAGCUGUUUACAGGCAGCUCAGCUGAUAUGGAAGUUGGUGUUUACUCGAAGGCGAAAGCCGGUUCAAGUAUUGAAAGUUAACAAAGUAAUUCUGAACAUCCAGAAGCUGACUUUCCCACGGUAGUUUAUCUAAAAUUUACAAAAUUGAUUCCUAACCCGGUAUGGUUUUUUUUUUUUUUUUUUGACAAAAACCCGGUAUGGUUUUGUAUAUUGAUUUGUUACACUUUUAUUAGAAGCCACACUUGGAACUUGAUAUUAUUUUCCUAUUUUAUUAAUUUGAGUUUUGAUAUUUACUUUUCUUUCUUAAGUUUUGAUCUUUGGUUGAACUUUAAGCAUAUCUAGUUUUGUUUAUUAGUUGAGAAAGCACGCAUACAUAGGAGAGUUAACUUAUUCCAAUAUUAUUAACACAUGAAAGUUUAAUACUAAUUGAUUAGUUAUAAACUAUGCGUACUAAUACACAGAUUAUCAAAAUGAAUUCCAAUAAGGCAUCCGCUAAUUCAGUGGUUGAAUGAUAUUAAUUUAUCUAAAAAAAUUGAAAAGUGUGGUAUAUUAGAAAUUAAUUUAUAAUGUCAUUUUGGACAUUUUGCUUUAAAAGUGUGACGUUAAAUUCAAAAACUCUAAUUUGAUUUAGAAGUUUCAACAUGUCAUUUUGUAAGUUAUGAUAUUACUUUUCUCAAACUUUAUUUUAGUUAUACAUAUAAGUCAAACUAACAUGUUUUUAUUCCGUCCAUAGUAAUUUAGAGUCCUCAUUAUUUUCUAUUUAUAUUCCACUUUCAAAGUUAUCUUGUAUUAUAUAAAAACAAAAAAUUGACUACUUGGUCAUGGCGGCUGCAUCAUUGACUUGUUCUGUCCCAUCCUAUUUGAAUGUUCCUUCCUGUCCAUUUCUCUUUACUUCAAUUCAACAUUUUUUGUUGGAGGCAAAAUAGUGCCUAUUCUGGUGUUGUUGUUUCCCUCUCAAUAUGGAAGUAAAAAACACAAACCAAUUAGAGGAAUCCACUGAUUUCAAAGCUGAAGUUAAAGCUUUUGACGAUUCAAAAGCAGGUGUCAAAGGUUUGGUGGAGUCCGGGAUUUCAAAGAUCCCACGCAUUUUUCAUACUGGGAAAUUGGACAUCGGUGAUAACUCAGCUAGUGACUCCAACUUGAGUGUUCCCAUUGUAGACCUCCAAGACAUACACAUCAAUCCAUCUCUGCGUGUAGAGGUAAUUGGCCAAAUUAGAAGUGCUUGUCAUGAUUGGGGAUUUUUUCAAGUGAUUAAUCAUGGAAUUCCCAUCACUAUCUUGGAUGAAAUGAUUGAUGGAAUUCGUAGAUUUCAUGAACAAGAUGCUGAUAUAAGAAAAGAGUUUUACACUCGUGAUACAAAGAAAAAAGUUGCGUAUUUCUCCAAUAGAACCUUGUUUAGUGGUCAAGCUGCUAAUUGGAGAGAUACAUUUGGUUUUGCUGUUGCUCCUGAUCCUUUCAAACCAGAAGAUGUACCACCAAUAUGCAGAGAUAUUGUGAUUGAAUAUUCUCAGAAAAUAAGAGAUUUGGGUUUCAAGAUCUUUGAGUUGUUGUCAGAGGCAUUAGGACUUGAUCCUUCUUACCUCAAAGAGUUGAAUUGUGCUGAAGGACUCUUUAUUUUAGGUCAUUACUAUCCACCAUGUCCUGAACCUGAACUAACUAUGGGCGGUUCCAAGCAUACUGAUAGUGACUUCUUCACAUUACUUCUACAAGACCAACUUGGUGGUCUUCAGGUUCUUCACGAGGAUAAAUGGGUCAAUGUUCCUCCGGUACAUGGAGCUCUUGUUGUAAACAUUGGAGAUCUUCUACAGCUUAUCACAAAUGACAAAUUUGUUAGUGUUUUUCACCGAGUCUUAUCACAGAACAUCGGCUCAAGAGUUUCUGUUGCAAGCUUCUUUCUGAAUUCUACUGAACCAAUUCAAGGAGCGUCGAAGAUUUAUGGUCCUAUUAAGGAAUUGCUUUCUGAAGAAAAUCCACCAAUCUACAAAGACACUACUAUAAAAGAUUUCUUAGCACAUUAUUUUGCAAAAGGCCUUGAUGGGAAUUCUUCCUUAGAACCCUUUAAGUUGUGAAUUCAACAUGUUAAAAUGAUUCUUAUUCUCUUGGAGCUGGCCAUGAUCUAUCUGUAUGACUACACAUUUUCUGUUGUAAGUGUGCUUUAUAUGUAUCAAGUUUCCUAGACCGAAAUAAAUGAAUUAUCUAUGCUUGUUGACAUUUUUAAAAAUAAUCAUGUUGAACUGCAGAAUUAUAACCAAGAACUUCUAAAUUAGAAGUAUGUGAUUGUAUUUUUACAUGUAUGAGGAAGGUGGUUAUAAGGACUUGGAGUUGGUGGAUACUGGCUUUUAAGACUUCUUAAUCACUCUCGUCCCUUACUCUAAAUUAUUUCAAACGCAAUCCUAACUCUUUCAAUCUCACCUCACAUUCUGUUAAUCAAUUUCAAUCCUCCCUCACGUUAUGUUGCUGGAUUUGACAA
Molecule: messenger RNA, 4206 nt
Organism: Vicia villosa (hairy vetch)
Lineage: Eukaryota; Viridiplantae; Streptophyta; Magnoliopsida; Fabales; Fabaceae
Product: 1-aminocyclopropane-1-carboxylate oxidase homolog 1-like
Exons: 6
Coding region: 2696-3805 (369 amino acids)
Source: RefSeq, a predicted model, not a curated record